GUGAUAGAAUAGAAUAUAAAAUGAUUCCAGUUACCAAGGAGGUGCAAUGCCAGCUGGCAGAAUCUGAUGAGGCCGAGCAACAGCCGGAGACCAUUGUCACCCCGAAGAGCGGCCGUGUGGGCAUCUUCAAUGCCGAAGAUUUUUUGUCGCGUGCCCAGACCAACGACAAGAUCAACAACAUCUUGCGCUCGCCCACAAAGUCCCCGAAUGGCGUGCGUCAACGCUCGGUGUACACCAACAACAACCCAUCACCGCAGUCGUCGGUUCGUUUGCCUAAUGCGGCAGCAUCGCUAUCAGCUCGUAUGAGCAGCUUGUCGCUGAACAGCGGCAGCGCCAGUGUGGGCACCAACACUUCAGUGCUGGCCAAGGAAUGCUCUAGCCAAACUAAUGCCAUUGGGGCCUCCGGCGCCUAUCGUGCCAUUGGAAUGGGCAUGCACCAGUCGCAGCCGCUGCUCACUGCCGUCACAGACUUGGAGCCCCUGGUCUUGAGCACUAAGUCGCUGACUGCUCGCUUUGCUGGGCCAUUUGGGUAUGACAAUAACGGCGCCUACUGUCAGCCACAACCGCAACCACAAAUUCACCACACUCAGCAGUAUCCGUCGCCCAUGCCGCCUCCGCCUCAUGCCUUGGGUCGCGUUAGCUCUCGCACUUUUGAGUUUGACAAUAAUCCACCACCACCACCGCCAUGCCCCGGCUCCGGACCGAUCGCCAUGUCCAAUGGCACUAUUCAGCUGCGCUUGCGCGAGGGAGUUAGAAUCGAUAUGACUCUGGACAAGGCCGUGCGCGUGUUGAAUCAGCGCAGCAUGGUGGCCGUCUCACUGUCGCGCAACGGCACAAACUCUGCUCUAAUCCAUCCCAAUGGUCGGAUUCUGCAGAGUGGCUCCAAGGUGGAAAUCGUGACCUAUGACGGCAUGAAGGCCAACAAUUUUGUGCGCUAUGCUAAGAUGUGGUACAAGGGUGUGAGCUUUACUAGCGAGUCUUGUGCUUUGAUUUAUCUGGUUGACACUGCUGGAACACGCACUACAACCGACACUUUCACUGACCUGACCAAGGACUACACCCUGGCAGUGUUCUAUGACGACUCGCGUCACGGUCCCUCAUUUGUGUCGGAUGCACAGGAGGUGAUUGCAAAGUCAUCCUACAGUUGCGCAGACGACGGCACCGAGAUGUACGACAUCAAUGGUUUUCGCAUUAUCCAGGCCGCCGAUGGCCUGGUGAAGGUGACUCGCCAACACAACAAGGGNNUGAUUCGCACCAGCCCUGGCAAUGGAUCGGUCACUCUGACCACCCUGGGCAUCCAUUGCACCGCCUCCUUGGGCAAGACCUCGCAUCUGUUUUUACGUCGCAAUGAAAAGCGCAUGCACUUCGAUGGAUCCAAUUUUAUAGUGCGCAAUGCAGGGCAUUCGGCCGGAUUUAACGAGAACAACCUGCUCAUUGUGUACUAAUUUAGUUCCGUCUGAGACACAUACGUAGACGCACAAGACUCACACAAAUACACAAACAGACACCUUAAACAGUUUUGGGGACUGUUGCGCUGCCGAAGCGUGGAGAGAGUAAUAACCAAAAAUACAACCCACAGAAAUAGCUUGAAACUGAAAACAGGCUCGCAAACAAGCGCGAGCGACGCUAAGGCCAUUCUGAGUAUACGUAUAACAUGAAACACCUAAAACCCAAACGCUGUGUGAUUGGGUGACUUUUGGAUGCCUUUCGUUACUCGGUGUAAGCGCAACGCAACUAACAAGGAAUUCGUUUUUAGUUAUCUUUUCAUACUCAAUCUUUUUGAUAUCAGUGAAAAUUCAGUUAAAAA
Molecule: messenger RNA, 1807 nt
Organism: Drosophila navojoa
Lineage: Eukaryota; Metazoa; Arthropoda; Insecta; Diptera; Drosophilidae
Gene: fest
Product: wurstfest
Source: RefSeq, a predicted model, not a curated record